CGACACCAUGACACAGGAAGGGAACUUCUCUCUCACACAGCUUCCCUGUGUCUAAGGUUUAGAUCAUCAAGAACCUCAUCCCACCAAUCCCACCUGGCCUCUUGAGGGAGCUCCCUCAGCCUCCUCCGUCCUAACCCCCGACCUCUAAGGCAGCCGUCAUGAACUGGUCUGCUUUGGAGUCCCUCAUCAGUGGGGUCAACAAGUACUCCACCGGGUUCGGCCGCGUGUGGCUCUCUAUAGUCUUCAUCUUCCGGGUGAUGGUGUUCGUGGUGGCGGCGCAGCGGGUGUGGGGCGACGAGAACAAGGACUUUGUGUGUAACACGGUCCAGCCGGGCUGCGUCAACGUGUGCUACGACCACAUCUUCCCCAUCUCCCACAUCCGCCUGUGGGCCCUGCAGCUCAUCUUCGUCACCUGUCCGUCGCUGAUAGUGGUGGGGCACGUCAACUAUCGUGAGAAGAAGGACAUGCAGUACACCAGCCUACACAAUGGCGCCCAUCUGUAUGCCCACCCCGGGAAGAAACGUGGAGGGCUGUGGUGGACGUAUCUGGUGAGUUUGAUAUUCAAGGCAGGCUUCGAUGCUGGCUUCCUCUACAUCCUCUACUACAUCUACGAAGGCUAUGACAUGCCCCGCCUGUCCAAGUGCUCCCUGAAGCCGUGCCCUAACACGGUGGACUGCUACAUAUCACGUCCCACUGAGAAGAAGAUCUUCACCAUCUUCAUGGUGGUCUCCUCUGCCAUCUGUAUCCUAAUGUGCAUCUGUGAGAUGGUCUACCUCGUCAGCAAACGCAUCCAGAAACUCGUUAAGAAGAAGACCGAGGCAGAGAGGAGGAGGUUCGCCGAGAAUCAUGAGAUGUCACUGCUGGCUGCUCCCAGGUCAGUGUUUCGGUCCAAGGCAUCAAUCAGACUGGAUCCUACGGCUUCAAUUCAAAAUCUCAGUGUCAUCGAGGAGGAGAAGAAAUCAUCGAAAAUAUAGUAGGGUAUUGGUCAUGUUGAAAAACUGUGCAAAGUACUGGAGGGGCCACUGCAAGCAAAUGCAUGAAUCAGACUCCAGGAGGAACUGCUGCUCAACAACCGACAGAUAUCCAUCAAUUCAAGAAUUUUGUAAAUAGUAUUAUGUCUGCAGGAAUGCACACCUUAUGCAUGCAAAUUAACCCCUUAAAAAGGGAAAAGUGAAGGGGUUUAUAAUAGUUUAUGGAGAUUGGUGUGUGAGAGAGCGUGUGUGAGUGUGUGAGAGAGUGUGUGUAUGUGUGUGUUUCUGAGAGAGAGAGAGAGAGAGAGAGAGAGAGAGAGAGACUGUAUACUGUAUUCAAGUGUUUGUGUUUGUAUUGUAGGCCAGUGGUCCAGCAAUUGUUUAAGCGGUUAUGCAUUUGUACUCUGUACAUGACACGAUACAAUAUUGUACACUAAUACUAUACAAUGACCCUAAAUUAUUAAAAUGCACUAUUUAGAGCUAAACCUUUCCCUGAGAAUACACACUGCCCUCUAAUAUGUAAAACAAGACAAAGUGCAGACACUUCCUUUAGGGGUAACGCAAUGGUCGUCAGAAAUCACAUGAACGGUUUUAGUUUUCAGAUGUGCAAUAUAUAGAAUAUGCUUUUUAAUGUGAAAGAGGUACUUUGAGUCUGUUGGCAUUUUGUGUUCUCAAGAAAUCUUAAUUGUCAUCAAAGGUAUGAUACAUGUAUGAACAAACAAUUAAAAAAAUGUCCUGACAAAAUUGGUUACUCUUUGAAAGUGAAAGAAGAAGAAUAGAAUAUACCCCAGGUCAUUUUUUAUUUAUUUAUUGUUGUGCUCAAUAAAGUUGUUUCACUUUUAAAAUA
Messenger RNA from Pseudoliparis swirei, 1818 nucleotides. RefSeq names its product gap junction protein beta 9b (gene gjb9b). NCBI's taxonomy places the organism in Eukaryota, Metazoa, Chordata, Actinopteri, Perciformes, Liparidae. Gene Ontology annotation, cellular component: connexin complex. The record is from RefSeq and is a predicted model, not a curated record. The transcript has 3 exons. Bases 159 to 974 code for a protein of 271 amino acids. Gene Ontology annotation, biological process: cell communication.